AUGUAUGCCUCUCUGAAAAGGGUGUGAUUGAAAAAAAAAGAACAUUAUACUCCUAUUUAAUUUCUCUAAAACAAAAUUGCUUAAAGGUGCACUAACAUUUCUGAUUUAGGGUGUGCACCUGCUUGUCUCCCUGGAGAUGCAAUUGCUUCACCAAGAAUGCUCCACAGUAUAGCACCAAACAUCCAUCUCCAUGUGAACAAGCAGGUGACUCCACUGGACCAAGUUACAAGUUAGAUCUGAUUAGAAACGUUGUAGUACCAAUUUAAAUGUACCUUUUCUAUAUUUCUACAUAUUGCCCUAAUCUAAUUUUAUCCUGACCAGCUAAAGUAUUCCUAGACUAUUAUUUGUCAUGACUUUGUUGCAGGUGCCUGUCUCUUUAAGGCGAGCCGUCCAAUCAGCUCAUCACUAGAAGCAUAACAGCUAACAGGCUAGCAGCGGUACGAGCCGUAUGCAGAACAUGCAGCAGAUUUAGCAGGGAAUUUAAGGUCCAUCCUGCUGUAAAAAACUUCAGACAGUUCAUAGGAGACUGUCCAGACCCCAUUUGGUGGAUGUUAGCUAUGUCUUAUCAGUGACUGUGAGGAGGAUGGGAGGAAGCGGAUCCAAGUCGAAGGGGGCGAGCUCUGGUUCUGGAGCGGACACGACCUCGGUGGGCAGCGAGCAGUCUGUGGCACGACUCAAAGGAGCACGAAAUGCAACACCUUUUGUCUUUACCAGAAGGAGCUCCUUGUACUUUGAUGAAGAUGGUGAUCUCGCUCAUGAAUUUUAUGAAGAAACUGUUGUGACCAAAAAUGGCAGAAAAAAAUCAAAGUUGAAAAGGAUACAGAAAAACCUAAUACCCCAGGGAAUAAUAAAACUGGACAUUCCCUGUAUUCAUGUAGACUUUCCCAUCAUUCUCUGUGAAGGCUGAACAAUAUCAAAGGAUUAAGGACUUAUGUGGGGCCCUCCUACACAGCUCUUCUCAACCCUGUGACUGUAGGCUCGAGAACAUUGCCAUUUGCACGGACUCAACAGCACUACAAGAUGUUACAUACAUGGAUUUUGUUAUAUUAGCAGGACUACACAAAUCAUAUCUUUAUACUGUUUAUUUGUUAAAACUAAGUAGAUGCCGUCUUCCCUCUCAAAAUGUUGUGUACGCAGGUUUACAUUGACAGGUGAAAUGAAAUUCAUUUAGGGCUGCCACUUAUAAUUAUUUUUAUUCUUUCAAUUAAUUGAUUAGUUGUUAAGAGAAGCAAAAGGCUACUGAACAUGAGAUUUUUUACAAAAUUUUACUCAAAUAAAGCUGAAAUGAAGCCGCUUGAGGUAAUCUUGAUGGAGUAUAUUUACAGACAGACUGAAAAUGACUUCCAGAUGUCAGUUAAAACGUGUUGUCCAGAUGACUACCUUUGAAAACAGACUAUUUCAACAAAAACACAAAUAAAAAAAACUAUUCUCUCAGCUCAUGGCAUGUUUGGAGUUUGUUUAUAAACCAGUUUACACUUAUUCAGUUACUAAAUUAGUCAAUGAUUAUUUCAAUAACUGAUUAGUUGCAGUUAAUCAAUUAUUUGUUGCAGCCCUAAAUGAAAUUUCUUUUCAUUGUGGCAUUUCAUAGUUUGAUGUUAGAGGUAUAAUACAGCAAGUGAAGAUUUUGUGGUCAAAGUUAAUUUGUUGGCAAGUGUAAGGAAUAAACCAGGAUUAAAAGGUAAUGAAGGGAAUGAUAAGGAAAUCCCCCAAAUUGUUCUUGUGAGGUGGUCCUGAGUAGCAAUUGUCAGUAUCGAUAAAAACACUCCAAAAAGCUACUGUGGUCAAUUUGCGGCAGGUGGUGCGUGUAGGUAGUCUGGUAAACCAUCUGAGUUUACAGCAACAACAAAAAAGACAUUGUAACUGAGCAAGCAGGCAGAUAGUUACAAGUCCUAAAGAUGCACUGUGUGGUGUCUCCCGCUUGCCUCCAUGGAGAUGUUACUGCUUUGACUGUAAUGUCCCACAGUAUGGUAUUAAAUGUGUCUAUCAUAUCUUCAAUUACAAGCAUUACAUUGCUCAAAAAUGCCUUGGAAUAACAUGCAUUAUUGCUGUGAAUGGGUUAGCCUUUUCACAGUUCAGACAUGUAAUUUGGUUGAGUACCACUUGCUUGUCACUAUGGAGGUAGGCAAGUUUAAAGCCAUACUGUAGAACAUUCCAAGAGGACAGGUACAGUAUAAUGGUGUCAAAAUGGAUACUGUGUAACUGGUCUUAAUAGAAAGUCACGAAACCAAGAACAUUUCAUCCGACUGUUUGAAGAAAACACAUGUGAUGGUCUUCCUUGUGUUAGACUUUGUUUGUGUUUUUGUAACUGUUACAACACAUUUUGAUGUCCAAGAAUAUUCUCUAGAGGUUUGGACUGAUGGUUUGUGAAGUUCUGUUGUAAAAAUGUUACUGUCAUUACAUUACUUGGGGUCAGACCUGCACUAGUGAACAUAGUGUACAGUAUAUUAUAAAGUUUUUAUUCUAAAUACUUGAAUAAAUGGUUUGCUGAGCCACUCA
Boleophthalmus pectinirostris (great blue-spotted mudskipper) is the source of this 2496-nucleotide messenger RNA. Its product is annotated as tumor suppressor candidate 2-like. The transcript has 4 exons. The record is from RefSeq and is a predicted model, not a curated record. Gene Ontology annotation, cellular component: mitochondrion. The coding region runs from base 584 to 907 and encodes 107 amino acids. Gene Ontology annotation, biological process: inflammatory response; regulation of mitochondrial membrane potential. NCBI's taxonomy places the organism in Eukaryota, Metazoa, Chordata, Actinopteri, Gobiiformes, Gobiidae.